This is a messenger RNA of Nothobranchius furzeri (turquoise killifish), 2658 nucleotides long. RefSeq names its product guanine nucleotide binding protein (G protein), alpha transducing activity polypeptide 1 (gene gnat1). Gene Ontology annotation, molecular function: G-protein beta/gamma-subunit complex binding; GTP binding; GTPase activity. Gene Ontology annotation, cellular component: heterotrimeric G-protein complex. Lineage: Eukaryota; Metazoa; Chordata; Actinopteri; Cyprinodontiformes; Nothobranchiidae. The record is from RefSeq and is a predicted model, not a curated record. Gene Ontology annotation, biological process: adenylate cyclase-modulating G protein-coupled receptor signaling pathway.
AGGCAGUUCAGGCAUCAGCUGUGCGGUUGAAGGCACCAGCCGGGACCUUCUUCCAUUUUUCCUUGACACUUGGCUUUUAAACAGAAGGGACCUAAGCCGGGAAAGGUAGGAUGGGGGCCGGAGCUAGCGCUGAGGAGAAACGCUCCAGGGAGCUGGAGAAGAAGCUGAAGGAAGAUGCUGACAAGGAUGCAAGAACUGUCAAGCUGCUGCUGCUAGGUGCUGGAGAAUCAGGCAAAAGCACAAUCGUCAAACAGAUGAAAAUUAUUCACAAAGAUGGUUACUCGCUUGAAGAGUGCUUGGAGUUUAUUACCAUCAUUUACAGCAACACCCUGCAGUCCAUCAUGGCUAUUGUAAAGGCCAUGACCACACUCAACAUUAACUACGGCCACCCCGAUCAGCAGGAUGAUGCCAGGAAACUCAUGCAUCUUGCAGACACGAUCGAGGAAGGAACCAUGCCCAAAGAGCUGUCGGACAUUAUCCUGCGUUUGUGGAAGGAUUCUGGUAUCCAGGCAUGCUUUGACAGGGCUUCAGAGUACCAGCUCAACGACUCAGCUGGAUACUACCUAAACGAUUUGGAGCGACUGAUCCAGCCAGGCUACGUGCCCACUGAGCAGGAUGUGUUGCGAUCAAGAGUCAAGACCACCGGUAUCAUCGAGACCCAGUUCUCCUUUAAAGAUCUCAACUUCAGAAUGUUUGAUGUGGGUGGCCAGAGGUCAGAGAGGAAGAAGUGGAUCCAUUGUUUUGAAGGUGUCACUUGUAUCAUUUUCAUUGCUGCUUUGAGCGCUUACGACAUGGUGCUGGUGGAGGACGAUGAAGUGAAUCGAAUGCACGAGAGUCUCCACUUGUUCAACAGUAUUUGCAACCACCGCUACUUUGCCACCACCUCCAUUGUACUCUUCCUCAACAAGAAAGACGUGUUUGUGGAGAAAAUCAAGAAAGCUCAUCUCAGCAUGUGCUUCCCUGAGUAUGAUGGACCCAACACCUAUGAGGACGCCGGUAACUACAUCAAAAUACAAUUCCUGGACCUAAACCUGCGUCGAGAUGUCAAAGAAAUCUACUCCCACAUGACCUGUGCCACGGACACGGAAAACGUCAAGUUUGUGUUUGAUGCCGUAACCGACAUCAUCAUCAAAGAAAACCUGAAGGACUGCGGUCUCUUCUAAAAGUUGGGCAGAGGAACUAAACAAGGGUGAGCAAAGAGAAAGUGAGCAAAGAUACAGAAAAAAAUAAAGCCGCUUAAAGCUGUGGUCCGUAGCGUGAUGUCAUCAAGGAAAGAAGCAGAUUUUGAGGUUUGAUUGGCUAUAGCUCCCACCCCUGCCCCCCUUAACAUUCUGGAAGGUAACGCUGUACUAGCCAACAGUAAAGGCAGCACAAUUAUCUCCAUUUUUAUUUAUUACAGUUAUCUAAAGAUAAAUGAACAGCUUAGUAUUUACCAGUCCAUUAGAAACUCGACCAACUCCAUCAGUUUUGAGCUCUUGUUGACCUCAAAUUUUAGUCCAUCUAUUAAAAGCAUCUUCAAUGUAAAUUAUGCUCAACUGUUGUAAACGUCUCACGGAGUUUCCUCCGAAGAGCUCAUAAAUGUUAAAAUUUUCUUUGAGCAGUAGAAGGCUGUCGAGGAAUCGGUAACUUUGAGAAUUGUUUUGGUGACUCUGUUGCAAAAUCUGGCUACUUCUUCUUCUUUGUUGUUGUGCUAAACUGACUAGGGUGCUUUCUCGUUGACUGACUGCUGCCCCUUGUGGAUACGAAUAUAUGUUGGUCAACGCUCUAGGAUAGUGUGAAGGAUUCCUUUUGAUGUAGAGGCCAGGGUAGGGACUUAGGAGAAAUAUAAAUUUUGAAAGAUGACCUGCAUUAUAUAUAACAGAGUCAGUUUCGAAUUCAAGCAUUUUUUCAAGUUACUUUAAAAUGUUGAAACUACAUACCCUAGCUUUAACCAUCUAACCAUUGGGAUUCUCUUUUUGUUGUCGUAGGGUUCUAACAUAGAAAGUUCCUCAAAUCCCUCCAGUAAUUAAACUGAGGACUGAAGAUGGAAAUUGUCCCCUUGAAAAGUCAUCUUGAAACAGCAAAUGCAAAAACAUUUAUUUCAAUUUGUGUCACAAAAUAACUUGCAGCUUUGACCAAUAACUUCUUUUCAUCUGAAACCGACAUCUAAAGACAGAACAUCCGUUUCUAAUUUUAGGACAAAUGUUAUGUCAAACUUUUCUCCGAUGUCUUUGGAGGGCCGUGCAGUUUGUCGUUCCGGUUAAUCCAGGUAAACUAAGUUAUUUAGAAUGUUUUAAUAGACAGAUGUGAAUAAAUGUCCAGUCUUCAAGCUCCAGUUUUGUUAGUAUCCACCAAAAGAAGACCACAGUCAACUCACCACCUGCAAAUGCACUUCAGUCUAGUUUAGGCAUUUUAAUAAACUUCCACUAGAAAUGGCUUUUAUAUAAAAACACACAACCGUAAACUUUGCAGCACAAUUAAAGAACGUUUUUGAGUGAAGCACUAGGGGAUGUUUUUCCAGUAGUUGAAAAGGGCCGUUGUAUAUAAUUAUUCAGAUUUCUAAUGAAGUAUCAAGUUGUAGAAAACUCCAUUUAAAAUUCUUUGUUUGAAAGACUUUGAAGUAUUUAACUUGUACAAAGACACAAAUGGUACAAAUUGUUUUAACUUAUUAAAGCUCCU